Perca flavescens (yellow perch) is the source of this 1644-nucleotide messenger RNA. It is a transcript of the gene wfikkn2a, whose product is annotated as info WAP, follistatin/kazal, immunoglobulin, kunitz and netrin domain containing 2a. Gene Ontology annotation, cellular component: extracellular region. Bases 1 to 1644 code for a protein of 547 amino acids. The transcript has 3 exons. Gene Ontology annotation, biological process: transforming growth factor beta receptor signaling pathway. Gene Ontology annotation, molecular function: transforming growth factor beta binding; receptor antagonist activity; serine-type endopeptidase inhibitor activity. The record is from RefSeq and is a predicted model, not a curated record. Lineage: Eukaryota; Metazoa; Chordata; Actinopteri; Perciformes; Percidae.
AUGCCCAUGCCCAUGUCUGUGGCAAAAGUGGUGUACUCUCACGCAGGUCUGUGCCCGAAUGACCUGAACCCCAACCUGUGGGUGGAUGCUAUGAGCACCUGCAUGCGCGAGUGCGAAACUGACCAGGACUGUGAGACAUUUGAGAAGUGCUGCCCUAAUGUAUGUGGUAACAAGAGCUGUGUGGCAUCACGCUAUAUAGACGUCAAGGGCAACAAGGGCCCCAUUGGAAUGCCAGAGGGCGCCACCUGCGACAAGUUCAUGUGCUCGCAGCAAGGGUCUGAGUGCGACAUCUGGGAUGGCCAGCCUGUUUGUAAGUGCCGGGACCGCUGUGAGAGAGAACCCCACUUCACGUGUGCGUCUGACGGCAUGACAUACUAUAACAAGUGCUACAUGGAUGCCGAGGCCUGUUCCAAGGGUAUCUCUAUUUCUGAGGUCACCUGCAGGUACCACCUGACCUGGCCAAACACCAGUCCAAUCCCAGCAGAGACAACAUUACAUCCUACCACCGCCCUCCAGACCACCCUCCCAGCUGACAUCCAGCUCCCCACCAUACACAGCGGCCCCACCCAACUGGCUGUUUUUGUGGGUGAGACAGCUAGCUUCCUGUGCGAUGUCUCUGGGAAACCACACCCGGAAAUCACCUGGGAGAAACAACUGAAGGGCAAAGACAACACCAUAAUGAGACCUAAUCAUGUCCGAGGCAACGUUGUGGUCACUAACAUUGGCCAGCUGGUCAUAUACAAUGCGCAACUUCAGGAUGCCGGCAUCUAUACGUGUACAGCCAAAAACGUUGGGGGAAGUGUAUCGUCACACUUUCCCUUGGUAGUGAUCAGGAAGGAGGCGAAAGGUAAGAAUGCAGAGGGGAAUAGUACCAGCCUGCCGUUUUCAGCUGAAGAGUGUCUUAAAAGUCCAGACACAGACGACUGUGGAGAAGAGAGCAUGAGCUGGUACUAUGAACCAAAGAGGAACAAUUGCUUCACCUUCACCUACAGUCAGUGCAAUAAAAACCGUAACCAUUUCGACACCUAUGAAGCCUGCAUGCUGUCAUGCGGAGGAGAGCUGGCGGCUCCGUGCAGCCUACCGAGCCUCCAAGGGCCUUGCAAAGCAUAUGAGCCUCGCUGGGCUUACAGCAGCGGCCUCAAAAAGUGCCAGUCCUUUGUGUACGGAGGGUGCGGUGGCAACGAGAACAACUUUGAGUCUAAAGAGUCCUGUGAAGAGAUGUGUCCCUUUCUGAAAAACCACAACUGCAAGAUAUGUAAACCCCGAGCCAAGAUGGUCACCAGCUUCUGCAAAAGUGACUUUGUGAUCCUCGGGCGUGUGACCGAGCUGACGGAGGAGCAAGAGUCUGGCCACGCUUUGGUGACAGUAGAAGAGAUCUUGAAGGACGAGAAGAUGGGUCUGAGGUUUUUUGGCAAAGAGCCCCUGGAGGUGACUCUUCUGAACAUGGACUGGAACUGCCCGUGCCCCAAUAUCACUACAGCCGACGGGCAGCUCAUCAUCAUGGGGGAUGUUCAAAAUGGCAUGGCCGUCCUGCAGCCCGACAGCUUCGUAGGCUCCUCCAGCACUCGUAGAAUCAGGAAGCUUCGCGAGGUUAUUCACAAGAAAACCUGUGAUUUCCUUAAAGAUUUCUCUGCCGUCCAGUAG